AUGAAGUCCGCAAACGAAUCGUGUCCCUGGCCGCCGUUGUCUGGUGAUUUAUUCGAACAGGUUUUGGCGGUGCUGCGCAUACUGGGCAGAGGAAACUAUUUCGACGAUGUCUCGGAGGUCACCGGCAUGGGCGAGGCCACGGUGAACCACAUGUUCCACAAGUUCACGGAGAGAUUCGCGCACACUCUCCAGAGUCCGAUCAGGGCGCCAUCAAACAAGGCCGAGUCAGGGUUCAAGAGACAGCUCGAGAGCGUCCGCAAGGACUCGGAGUGCUGCUUCGGCGUCGUCAAGGGGCGGUUCAGGAUCUGCAAGAUGCAGUUCCUCUACAGGAAGAAAGAGAGGAUCGACAACAUCUUCUUCACGUGCAUCAUACUGCACAACAUGCUUCUCGCCUACGACGGGAUCGAGCUCUUGGAGCCGGACUGCGACUGGGCCGGAGCGGACGGCGACCUCGACAAAAACAUCGAGCACCCUGUAGUGCGGAUGAGUGCGCCCACGCACGAGGAUGCAGUCGUGGAGUGUGAUGACGGCUUCGACGCAUUGAGGCAGAAGUUGGUGACCAACUUCGCUUACCGAUGGGGACAGGGGACCGUUGGGUGGAAGAGGUCGUGAUGACCCGUGGGAAGUCACAUGGUGCUAUGUUGAUGGCGGGGAGGUAGGGGGGCGGGGGGGCGUGUUGGAGGCGUUGUCCGCCCCUUCGGCUGUAAUUAGUGGCACUUUUUUUUCCCCCGUUGAAGACCACGUCCUUCUCCGCCCCUCCGUAGUCAGCAUCGUCAUCUUUCGUUUUUGGUCCUUGUUGCCAAGUCUUGCCUUUGCCUUUGCCUGGGCCUUGUUGAUACUUUGCCGUGUUGUUGUUGUCUCCUCGUCGUAUGUGAUCUCUUUUUUUAUUUCGUAUCUGGCCUGUUUUCGAUUCCCCUUUCCGCGGCUUGCGCGUCUUGGCACUUAGCAUACUACAACUGUCUGUAUUCUUGCGUAUUGUCAUCAGAUUUGGCAUUUGUGUCUCGGUGUACUUUCCUUUCUCUGUCCAUCUUUGCACCUUUUUGCUUGAUGGGUGUGGAACAGCCUCUAGUUUAGGCGGAGUUUUCUUCCCUCUUCUGGAGCAGGACUGUCUUUUGUGUGCUUGCUCUUCGCCAUUUUUAUUAUUGUGCCCCGAGGGGUUAGCCCCAUCGGGUUUCAGAUUGUUUUAGUAUCAUAUCGCGUGAGUAUAUAAUAGUUUUGUUUAUUUUCUUUGCGGUUGCGACUGUAUCCAAGUGUGACAACAGGCUCCGUUGAGUUUCCUUUGCCUUUUGCGUUGCCUUGUUGGGACCUUGCGUUUGCCGUAUUGUUGUUGUCUCCUCGUAAUCGUAUCUCGAUAUGUUUUUUUUUUCUUUCGUGUCUGGCCUGUUUUCGCUUCCCUCGUCUACAGGCUUGCGCGUCUUCGCCCUUCGCAUGCAACUGUCGGCGGUCUUGCGCAUUGGUAUCGGUGUCUCGAUGGAUUUAUUUUUCUGGGUCCAUCCUUGCACCUUCUUUCAACUAACCCUAUUUUUUUUUCUGACGGGUGCGGGAAGCCUCUAGGCUAUGUAGCCGGAGUUUCCUUCGCUCUGCUGGCGGAGGACUGUUAUAUAUUGCUUGUUUUUCGCAGCAUUAUUUUUGUGUCCCGAUUAGACUCAGCACGGUUCGGUUUUUGUUAGCAUCGCAUAACGCGUGCGCACAAUAAUUUGUUUAUUUUUUUUGCGGGGUCGAGUGUACCCAAAUGUGUGGCCACAGGCUCCAACGGAUGUUUUGGAAAAGAGAGCUACAGCAGUACAUGCCACGACACCGAAAAACGAAACGUGCACCUGCACAAUUUGUGGUUUAGUGGUCCGGCAGGUAAAAACUUGUCAUGCACGUCAUGUUGUGUGCAGGGUGGCGAAACACCGGUACUGCUGUGUUGGCCCGUA
Ectocarpus sp. CCAP 1310/34 is the source of this 1919-nucleotide messenger RNA. The record is from the annotation of a GenBank genome assembly. Lineage: Eukaryota; Phaeophyceae; Ectocarpales; Ectocarpaceae.